Molecule: messenger RNA, 4452 nt
Organism: Caenorhabditis angaria
Lineage: Eukaryota; Metazoa; Nematoda; Chromadorea; Rhabditida; Rhabditidae
Source: the annotation of a GenBank genome assembly
AUGCGAAAUGCUGUGUCGCUCUUAUUUCUCUUACUGACACAGACAUUUAUUAGCGGUAAGUUGCAAAAUUUUAUGGGCCUUAAAAAUAAAUGAAUUUUUGCAGGCUACGAUCCGAUAGAAGAAGCCGAAAAACUAUUAGAAGAAGAUGUGAUACCGGCGAUACAAGCGCAAUAUUACAAAUACCGAAAAAACCCGCGCAUCAAGCCGCAUUUUAAUGUGAGCAAUCUGCGAAUUUGUCGCUGCACACCGUCGUGGAAUUGUGGACUUACUGAUGGCUGGACUUACCGUAUCUUGGAAUUAACUAAGCCGAGAGAGUUCUUGGAUCGUUGGCGGGUAAGACAGCAUUGUUUUGAAUCGGGAAAAAUCGUGCCGCACUUUGCAAAAAGAGGCGUGGUUUAUCGGGCGAAAAAAUAUAGAAAUGACAAAAAUUCGGAAUUCAAUUCACGUUUUUCAAAUCAGUAAAUUUGACGUGACUUCACCAAGCUUUAUUUAGAAAUCAUCAUUUCGAUCCAAAAAUUGACACGAAAACCACGCCGCAUUUUGCAAAAGGGGCGUGGCUUGCAAAAUAAUAUUCUUAUAGGAAACAUGCGUGACUGAUGGCGACUGUAUCCAGGUGCAAGAGAACCGUGGUUCGCCAGCUUUCGGUUGCCUCGAUUUGGGUAAUGUAGACACGGAUUUGCACGGUCAACUGAAUUUGGAACGAGUCAUUUGCCGAAAUCGCACAAAUCCGCAAUUGAAGGAGGAACAUUAUUGGAUUUGUUGCAAUGAUCGAAGUUAUUGCGCGAAUGAGACGGUUUUUCAAGAGGUGCGCAUGGCUGAUUUUUAAUAAAAUACAUGUGGUUUAUAUUUGGACAUCAACUUAAUGACAUUUUCAUGUUUUUUAAGCAAAUGAGUUGAGAUAUUGGGUUCUAAUGUUAUUCAUAUAGACUGGUCUAAGACGAACAGAAUGAUAUAAAUUUUGAUGACUUUACGUUAUCCAUAAGUGAUUUAAGGAGGUUUAGUCGAUCGACUCGGCUUAUCGACUUAACCUCGCUGAAUCACUUAUGAAUAACGUAAAGUCAUCAAAAUUUAGAUCAUUCUGUUCGUGUUCGACCAUUCUAUCAUAUGAAUAACAUUAGAACCCAAUAUUUCAACUCAAUUGCUUAAAAAACCUGAAAAUGUCAUUUAGUCGAUGUCCAACUAUACCGCUGAUCACGAUUCCGCUAGCUGAAAUUGCAGAAUUCGACUUCUUCUAUGAGUUAUGACGUGGCGAUGAUUUUCACGCAAAUCUAAUAGGAGUUUGUAUGAGAAUCAUUUUUGAAGCUCAUAAAAUCCCGCCACGUCAUAACUCAUAUUAGAAGUCGAGUUCUGCAAUUUUAGUCAGCGGAAUUGUGAUAAGCGGGUCUAGAAAACAUAGAUUUUAUCAAACAUCUAGAGUGCUGUGUAAACUUAAUUUUCAGGAAGUAACUACACGGCCGUCAAAACCCUUCAGUGUGAAAAAAUACAUCAAAGAUAAUGUCUUCUCGAUCAUAUUAAUUAUGGGUAUACUUUUGGUAAGCUUUAGACUCCGCCCACCUGCAACUCUCGCACACUUUUCUUUUUGUUUUGCAGGCCAUCGCAGGAGGCACCGCUUUUCAUUAUCGCAAAAAAUCAAGAGCAACUCACCAACCACUUCCUCCUCUUGAAAUGCAAUCACUACGACCCGAUUCGCUUGUGCAACAGAGCAAUGGAGAUGCACUCGCCAGCGAUUCGGAUCACAGUCGACAAUCAACACUCAAUACGACGCCGGGAGAAGUUGCGUCAACUUCGAAUGGCUUGCGUGACUAUGCGAAUACUGGAUCGUCUGAUGCGUCGCGGCUCGCACCGUCUAUGAUGACGGAAAUGACGGGAGUUACCGAAUCCACGGAUCAGUAAGCAGCGAAAAUUUGGGAUUUAGUUCUCAUAAACACGUGCCGUAAAAUUGCAGAAUCAACACACUUCUCAAUGAUCCGAAACUAAAACUAUUACGAGAUCUGGAAUCAACGAUGGGCUCAUCAGGCGCUGGCCUAACACUACUUCAGCCCAAAUCGCUGGCCCACCAAAUUCAACGCGAAAAAGCGAUUGGCGAAGGCCGAUUUGGGAACGUGUUUUUGGGCCAUUUUGAUGGUGAAGAUGUGGCUGUCAAAAUUUUCAAAGUCGAAGAUGAGGCGGCGUAUUUGAAGGAGGUCUCUGUUUAUCAGCUUUCUGCCCUGCGACAUCCGAAUUUGCUUCGAUUUAUUGGAAACGAUCGAUGUGGUGGGAUAUCAGGGAAACAUUGCUCAGAUUUGGGGUUUCUAAAAAAUAUAGGCUCCGGCCUUUUUCGCUUUAUGCUCAUCUCAUCUAGAGCUUUUGUUUGACACCCAACAUGACCAGCUUUCUAGAAAAAUUUAGGCUCCGCCCCUUUCUGCUAUGUGCGGCAUGGUUUUUUGAAAUUCAUGAAAUUGCAAGAAAUUGAUAUUUUUCAAAUCGGAACUUUUUUAUAAAUUCAGUAUUAACAAAGGAAAAUUGAAAUCCUCGAAAUUUUUCGGAAAAUUCAAGAUUUUGAUAAUUUCGAAUCGAAAUAUCUACCGUACCAAACUUGUAGAAAUAGACGUGGCCUAAAUGUCAUCUGAUUCUUUCUCACCUCAUCUAGAGCUUCUGUUUGACACCCAACAUGACCAGCUUUCUAGAAAAAUUUAGGCUCCGCCCCUUUUGUUAUGUGCGGCACGGUUUUUUGAAAAUUUCGAAACCGUUUGAUUUUUAUAUUUUUCGAAUCGGAAAAGCUACCUGAAUCCAGUGUUGACAAUAAAAACCAAUGAAAUCUUGCAAUUCUUGCAGACAUUGACGGCCGAACUGAACUGUGGCUUCUCACCGAAUACCACGAACGCGGCUCACUCUACGACUUUUUGCAAGCGCGCACCGUGGACUUGAAUUUGUGCUACGAUCUGAUCAGAUCAAUGGCCAACGGUGUCGCGUUUUUGCAUCACGAAUUUGUGACUGGCCGCUGUACGACAAAACCGAGUGUGGUUCAUCGUGACAUCAAAACUCGGAAUAUAAUGGUGAAGAAUGAUUUGACGUGUGCGAUUGGGGAUUUGGGAUUGGCGGUGGGUUUUUUGGGUAUGGGAAGAGCUUCAGUUUGAUACCCAAUAAGGCCUAGUUUUGAGAAAAAAUAGGCUCCGCCCCUUUUCAGUAAGUGCGGCACGGUUUUUUUAGAAUUCUGAAAUUCAAUUUUUUUUAGAUGAUUCUAUUUCCCAUGGUCUCCUGAAUCCAUUUUUGACACUAACAUCUUCAAAAAGUCGACUUUUUGCAGGUAACAAUGAACAACGAGACUGGCGAAAUGCUCUACAACGAUACGGACAAAUUCGGCACCACUCGCUAUUUGGCACCAGAAAUAUUGGCCGACAUCAUGUCACCCAACACUUUUGAAGCCUUGCGAAUGGCCGAUGUCUACUCAUUUGGCUUGUGUUGUUGGGAGGUGAUGGCGAGAUGCACAAUGGAAGAGGCUCAGAUUUUUGCGGGUAGGUGGAAUGCUCACCUCUAGAGCUUCUGUUUGACACCCAACAGAACCUAGUUUUCAAAAAUGUUAAGCUCCGCCCCUUUUUGCAAAGUGCCGCACAGUUUUUCUAAAACCAAAUUUUUAGUUGAACCCGAAAUGGCAAUUCCAUACGCCGAGUACGUCAAUCGAGAUCCAACAUGGGAAGAGAUGCGCGAAAUUGUCUACGACAAACAUUUGCGGCCAACUUGCAAUCCACUUUGGUUCGAAAAUGAGGUAUGAAAGCCACGCCCAUUUUUCUGUACAAAUCGCACCAUUUUUUCCAGAGAUUCGUCGAGCUCGAUCGAUUGCUGCAAGAUUGUUGGGGUGGAAAUCCGACGUCGAGAUUGACGGCGGUUCAAGUUCGCAUGCGAAUCGAACGAAUUCAGCCAGAUGUUGUUGGAUUAAGAAAGAUUGUGGAGGAAGAGGCCGCGAUUUCAGGUUAGUUGCGUUUUUUUUCGCGGGCUGUGAAAUGAUACCAAACAUGCGCCAAAAGAAAAGUGUGCCAGGCUUGCAGAAUGGGGAGUGGCCUAAAUUUUGCUGGAUUCUUUCUCAGCUCAUCCUGGGCAUCAGUUUGACACUGAACAUGACCUUGUUUUCAAAAAAUAACUCAGGCUCCGCCCUUUUUCCCUAUGUGCGGCACGGUUUUUUGAAUACAUAUUUCUGACCCAUUUGACUUGCGGAGAGUGAUUUCGAUAAUGAAAAUAGGAUUUUAAUCGAAAUGGUUAGGCUCCGCCCCCUUUUGCAAUGUGCGGCGCGGUUUUUGGCAUCUUUCUAGUCGUGCUAUCUUGUUUUUGACAAAGAAAUUGUGAAAUUUGCAAUUUGGCGGCAUAUGGUGUCAUUCCAAAGCUCUAAGCCCCGCCCACAUUUCUGUGCCCUCAGAAAAAAAAUCGAUUUUUCCUCCAGAUAAUCCAGAAGAGCCACUGAUUGAAAAAACCGAAUAA